GCAAAUUGAAGACGAUGGGCCCUUUUCGCACCGUUUCGUGCGUCAUCUUGUUCUACGUAAUGACUCUCUGCUCUGGUGAAGGAUUUGUCAGUAGUUUGCUGCCGGAACUGAGCGUCUAUCAGGAUGCCACAGAAUGCGUCGUUGUGAAGAAGCUUUGGUACCUGACUUAUACCUCACACCAUUUAUUGGAGCUUCCGAGCAAUGCCACGUGUGUGCGGUUUGCCCUCGUUACACCAAUCCACAGGGGCAAGGCUUUAUCUCGACUUGAGUAUAAUCCAAACGGAACUGUUUACGUCGACAGCACCUAUGAAUCAACUGGUGGAGAGCGUGCCAAGAAUGUCAUCUACUCACGACACCUUCCUAACGGUGCCGUGCACAGGUUCGACGUUUUGUACAACGACUGCGAUAACUGCAAGAUCUACAGUAGUCAAAGCUCUACAGGUGCAAAAGAAUGCUGGGUGUAUAUUGCUCAAACUGCCAUGAACAAAGAAAAUAUCCACUGCCACUUCAUUUUUGACUUGUUGUGUGGGCCUUCAUACAGAUACAUUCGAUCAGACGCCAGCUGCCUUGCGGCUAAAGGAACCAAAGCUCUGUAAUGUUUGCUUGGUUUCAGCAAAAAAAGUGUACCUUCUUUUAUCUUUGUGUGACAUGAAAAAUGUUUCUGCUAUGCCUGAUAAAGUACAUAAUAAAAUACAUAAUAAGUACAUGAUCAAA
Dermacentor andersoni is the source of this 714-nucleotide messenger RNA. RefSeq lists its product as uncharacterized. Gene Ontology annotation, biological process: symbiont-mediated perturbation of host defenses. The record is from RefSeq and is a predicted model, not a curated record. NCBI's taxonomy places the organism in Eukaryota, Metazoa, Arthropoda, Arachnida, Ixodida, Ixodidae. Gene Ontology annotation, molecular function: amine binding.